Messenger RNA from Cryptotermes secundus, 3525 nucleotides. RefSeq names its product protein sneaky (gene snky). Bases 1 to 2376 code for a protein of 791 amino acids. The record is from RefSeq and is a predicted model, not a curated record. The transcript is spliced from 15 exons. Lineage: Eukaryota; Metazoa; Arthropoda; Insecta; Blattodea; Kalotermitidae. Gene Ontology annotation, cellular component: membrane.
AUGGAAGAUAUACGUCCCAAUUGCAACCACAACAACAAUAACAACAACAACAACAACAACAACAACAGUACCUGUACUACAACCACGGUAAGGAACAUGUCGGCUGAUGUGAUCACUGAAAACAUGAGUACAAGCAACGGUGCCGAUAACGGAACCACUACCACCCAGGGCGUACAGCAGACAACUCGUAAUACACCACAACAGACUCCCUCUCCACCUACUCCCAUCAACACAACACCCAAACACAUGAUUAAGAAAUUUAUGAAAUGUUUACGUCGUCUUCUGUACUGCGUUGUCUACUCAGAUGAAAAUGAAUAUAGAGUACUUAAGGCUGUGGCUGGAUUCUUCUACGGUGUUUUGCUAGCAAUUGGUCUCUAUGCAGUGAUUCUGACAGACCUUGGUUUCACGCCACAGAUCUGCCUCGCUGUCGGGGCAGCCAUCUGCCUCGUCCUAGGUCUGGGAAACGCAUUAUCAAUCCAAGCCAGGUGCAUAUCGGCACUGACGCUACCCGUAUUCUGCGGACGAGUUGGUCGACGGGUGCUCAAAGUGAUUGUCAUCGCUUUCGUCUUGGCUGGUCCAGUACACAAUCUCGCCACCAACGGACACGAAGUUGUCCGCGUCUUCUCCUGCAGCGUAUCUCUGACUUACAACCUGACGAAGACCCGUUUCGAGUUGAUGGUCCUCCCAUUUGCUGAAGCUGUUCUGAACUUACACGCUGACGUCAAUGAGGUAAAGGACACCAUGCGGUCUGUAGAAGGGAUGAUGCGUCCGAUGGUCGAGGAGUUUGAGGGAGAAGAAGAAAUGCAUAAGAUCAGAGAGGACAACGAUUACAUGGACGAAAUUCAGGGGGAUUCCAAACGCGAGGAAGAGAUAAAGGAAAAGUACAAACAGCAGAAAAAUGAAACUGAAGUUACUCGUUAUGAGAAGAGAUACAAGAGAAAGAUAUCGUCGAAAUGUGAAGAUAUCCUCAGCCGCGCCGGAUCGAACUGUCGACGGGUGUUUUCCGAAGCUUAUGACAAGUGUUAUAGCAAAGUGUCCUUCUUGGCUGCGUGGCUCCUGUGCUGGCCCAUGAAGCUCACGUUCAUCUGCAACGUUGUGGAAGCCAUAGGCGGAAGCAAGACGUGCGACGCGAGCCAAGUGUUGGAUCCCAUGUUCGGAGCAGGGUACGAGGCGCUCAAGAGAUCAAAUGGUUCACUGAAGGACGCUUUCAAAGAUGUCACAAUACAGUACCACAUUCCACAAGCACCAAAACUGUUGUACGUGAAACAGGUAACAGAUUCAGCCCAAGACGUGCUUACAGAGUUCGAGAGGAAGAAGCAGUUACUGGUGACGAUCAUCUUUUAUAUAAAACGGUUACUCGCGUUCACCUUCGUCGGCAUAAUAAUCGGGGCACAGAAGUAUCACGACAAGUAUCUCUCGGAUAUCAAGUUCGACAACACAUACGUCACACAGUACUUCCGGCGGAUUGAUGCCCGGCGCCGCAAGUCUCAAAAACACACACUCAUGCCGCUCAAGAAGGUGGAACGAGUAGCUCUAAUGGACCCUCGUGCUGCCUUGCCUGGGCGCCAGGAACGCAAGAAACUGGGUUACCAAACAGCGAAGUUGCUUCUGCACAUGAUAGCACCUACGACACUAAUAAUUAUGGACCGCCUGCUGUAUGAGGUGCUAGACAUAGUCAGACGCCAUGCCCACGUGGAUUACAAGCAAGAAGGGUCUCAUGACUUGAUACUGAAAGUGAAGGGGACAGGAAUGAUUGCGAACAUGGUAAGGUCUCUUCUGGGCAGCUUCAACAUCAGGCAAAGGGUCAAGAACUUCUACAGUAAUGAAGCUUGCCUUCCUCAACCUACAAUGAUGCCCAAUUAUUAUUUGUACAAGAUAUAUGGCACAUACUUCUGCAUGUUCUUGAUACUUUUGUCAGAGACAUAUACCAAGAGACUUCAACGAGCCAUCUGUGCUUAUUUCUAUCCAAAAAGGGAGAAGAAGAGGGUGUUAUUUCUCUAUAAUGAAACACUGAGAAGGCGCAAAGGUCUCUUUAAAUUCAUGAAAUCCAAAGUAAGAAGAACAGCAAGAGAACAAAUUCUUGAGAUGGAUGCCAACAUUCUCCUUGUGAUGACUCUCCGAUAUCCUAAGUGCUGCAGCUGGCUGAAGUUUUUCGCAGCUGCAAGACGCAAAUGUUUAAUCUGUGAAGAACCAGAGCCCAGGAAACCCAGAGGUGAAGAGGAUUUUGUUUCUUGCCCAAAUCCUAAAUGUUACUUUAUUUAUUGCUUUCAAUGCUGGAAGGAUGUCAAGAAAAUCUGUUAUGCAUGCACUCCUCCUGAUGAUGGGGAUGAAGAUGAUGACAAUCAUGAUGAUGAUGUGGUAGACAUGCUGCUGUAAAAGUUGAAGAAUUUCACAAUCCUAUACACAAGCUGAGGUUAUUUUCUAAAUGAAUACAGUAAUUCCCAGAUCAUGAAUUCUCUUCUGAGGUAUGAAAUCUGUAAAGGCUACAUGUGAAAUGUCCUUGUAUGAUGUCAAUUACUGAAUUAUGGAUUGUUAGACCUGUAAUGGCCAGAAGUAUAUUGUUUAAUUAGAGUAAUUAGUAAUUGAUUCUAAUUUUGAUUUUGCAUAUUAUUUUUUUUGUGGAAUUUGAAUGGGUCAUAACUUGUCUUGGGGAGGGUUGUGAAACAAGUGACUUUUUGAACAAACUGUUUCAGCGUGCUGGGUUUCAGUUUCAGUUGUCCCUCAAGUUGAAAAUUGUUCUACAUUAUGAAACAGGUCAGUCUGCAGUGACUGGUAAAAUGCAAGUACUUCUAAUGGCACGUCUCCUUUGAACCUAAAUUAUUCAAGGAGACAUGAAGCCAAAAUAUAUGACUUGUGAGGACUCGCACUUUUGAUUUGGUUGGGGUCAGACAUGUUUGUAUCAGUCUCCUUAAAAAUUCUAAAUUUAACCCACCACAUACACAUCUUGGACAAAUAUCAUUCACAGACAUAAAAACAUUAUUAAAUUAAAUUUUGGUGUCAUUCAAGUUGGGGAACAGGCCUUCCCCUCCCAGCAAAUCUUGCCCCAGUGCCAUGAGAAUUUUUUGGUAGGCUCAACUAUAACCCACAGUCAAUACAGUUGUAUUGUCCAGAGGCAUACAGGAAUGUUUGUGGUAGAAGCUCUAAUGUAACUACUGGGGCCGCAUCAUGUUUCAUUUACUCCAUCAGCUUAUUAAUCAGUAAAUUUUACAUCUUACACCAAAUGUAAUUGUUAAGUAAAAUUUUCAAAAAAUUAGUAUUGCCUUUGUCACAAACUGAUGAAAAUGGAAAAAUAAUACUCUGAGGAAGGCAUUCUUCACAUUCCCAAUGUUUUGGUAUGUGAAAUGGCUUCAAUCUGUGAGCCGAAAAACAUCCAUGCACAAACCUGAUGAGGGAUCAAACCCUAAACCUUCUGAAUGAGAGUCCAGAAUAUUAUCCCAAGACCACCAAGUCCUAUUUAUACAGUAAAACUUGGUUAUAGCAACAUCGGUUUCUGCGACACCUUGUCUAUUGCGUCAAAUAUUCAAU